AUGCCAGGCCAUCAGCAGGCUCCGCAAGUUUCCGUCGCAAAUGAGGACAGCCAUGGCGAACGGCACGAGAGUGUCGAGACGCAACCACGCACCAAUGGCUUGAAGCCGAAAGCUUGCAACAAUUGCAGACAGCAAAAGCUGAGGUGCGAGUUGACCAAGCUCGACACUCCGUCAUCCAAUGCAUGUUCGCGUUGUCAAAGGCUGGAGCUUGAGUGCCGAGUAGAUGAUACGUUCAAGAGGACGAGGAAGCGGAAGGUAUCCACCGAGUUGGAAGAAGAAAUAAACAAGCUUAAGCGCCAAUUGUCUGUCUAUGAAGGCGCAGGUCUCCGGGAUGUGACUGUUCCCGCUGUCAGAGACCCUGCAGCGCGGACUCUUGCCGAGGGUGACGGUCCUCCUGCUGCUAGAGAUAGACAGGCUUCCAGAGACCUACCGGACCCUUUGACGAACCGAAUAUUCUCGACCACCGUCCCUGGUGGUAUAUCGCCAGACUCUCCCGAUGGAACGUGCCUGCCAGGAACAACCACAAUCCCCCAAAACAGUUUGCUCGAGAGUGGCUCCACUGGCAAGGGAAAGGUGGCUGCGUCGCGGACUUUACGCGAUAUUGAGCUCCCAGCGGAUGUGAUUAAUGACCUGUUCCGCAUAUAUUUCUCGCAAUACCAUGCAUAUCUACCAUUUCUUGACCCUGGGGUUUCUCCCACUCAAUACUACGAUAAUUCGACUCUUCUCUUCUGGUCCAUAAUUUCUGUUGCCUCUCGUCGGUACCUGAUAGACCCCACCCUCUUGACGAGGCUCGCUCGAGCAGUGACAGAUCUUUUGUGGAAGUCUCUGCAGAUAGUUCCACAGUCCUUGGGUGUUGUCCAGAGCUUGGUCCUUUUAUGCACCUGGCCGUUUCCGACGAGCAGCAGCACCACCGACCCGACUUACAUGCUCUCUGGGAUGAUAAUACAGCUUAGCAUCCAGAUGGGCCUCCAUCGUCCCCGGAGCCCGCUUGAUUUCACAAAGUUCCGCGUCAAGCUCAGUCCUCGCGAUAUCGAGGACCGACGAAGGACUUGGAUUGCUGGCAAUGUUGUCACGCAGAGCAUAAGCUUCGGUGUUGGACUCCCAACUCCGGCGCAGCUUUGUGACUGGUCGAUCCUCGCGUCCUCGCUCGACGGCUCGCGGAUAGAUGAAGAUUUGCACGCUCAGCUGAAAUGUGCCUUGACGUGUAAUAGGAUAUCUCAAGCACUGACCUCGAGUGUUUCCGACUCUGCUGGGCUGUUACCGACUCGGGAGCGGAUUCCUCUCUACACGAUUCUGAAGCAGGAGAUUGUCGACCUGGAGAACAGCAGGGAGUGGACUCGAGCGACUACUGCAUUCUAUCUCCACAUCGUCAAGCUUCACCUUCACGCGUUUUGCCUGCUCGACGAUCCUUCAGCUUCGGGCUAUCUAGAGCGGAUCGUAACGCUCUACUCGGCCGCGACCGCCAUGAUCGAGCACGUUCGCGACCUGGACAGCCAAUCUCGGGAUUUCUUACAAUUCUGCCCUGUAUUUUACUACGAAGUCCUCCUCUGCGCCGCCUUGGUUUUACUCAAGGUCGUAAAGAACGAUUACUUUGCUGCGAUAAUUGAUGUCGAUUCGGGCAAAAAGCUCAUCACUUUUUCAGUUUCAGCACUGAGGAAAAUGUCCGUGGCCAAUAAUGACCUCCCCGGGAGACUGAGCGAUGUACUCGCCUAUCUCUGGACGCACCCGAAUCCGUCUAUCCUGGGCGGAAGCGGGGUGGACAGACUUCAGUUGGAAGUCAGAAGUCGAAUGAGCAUGAGCGUCGUAUACGACUCAUUGUGGAGGUGGCGGGAGCAAUUUCGGACCGAAGUCGAAGGCGCCGAGUCGCAAGAUCUCAACAACGAUGCGACUGCAACUGCCGGCGUCAAUGAGGGCUUUGACAGCGCAUUCGACCUGACCGAGCUGAAUGGCAUCUACUGGGAAGAUCUCCAACUGGACUGGUUCUCGUGA
Messenger RNA from Fonsecaea pedrosoi CBS 271.37, 1989 nucleotides. RefSeq lists its product as uncharacterized. NCBI's taxonomy places the organism in Eukaryota, Fungi, Ascomycota, Eurotiomycetes, Chaetothyriales, Herpotrichiellaceae. Gene Ontology annotation, molecular function: transcription cis-regulatory region binding; zinc ion binding; DNA-binding transcription factor activity, RNA polymerase II-specific. Gene Ontology annotation, cellular component: nucleus. The transcript is spliced from 7 exons. Bases 1 to 1989 code for a protein of 662 amino acids. Gene Ontology annotation, biological process: DNA-templated transcription; regulation of DNA-templated transcription. The record is from RefSeq and is a predicted model, not a curated record.